Messenger RNA from Lathyrus oleraceus (garden pea), 654 nucleotides. RefSeq lists its product as uncharacterized. Lineage: Eukaryota; Viridiplantae; Streptophyta; Magnoliopsida; Fabales; Fabaceae. The transcript has 3 exons. Gene Ontology annotation, molecular function: nucleic acid binding; zinc ion binding. The record is from RefSeq and is a predicted model, not a curated record. The coding region runs from base 1 to 654 and encodes 217 amino acids.
AUGGAUGGAAGAAACAAUGCUGCUUUGCAGGCUGUUGCUCAGGCUGUCCAGAAUCAGCCUAAUGCUGGUGGGAACGACAGGGAAUUUAUGAGAAAAUACUUUCUUGAGGAUGUUCGUGGGAAUAAGGAGAUUGAUUUUCUGGAGUUAAACCAGGGGACUGAGCGAGAUAAGAGGAAAGAAAAACAUAAACCGUGGAAGCCUUAUAGUGCUCAAGCUGAUAAAGGUAAACAGAGAGCUGUUGAUGAUAAGAGGCCAAGUGGGGGAGGUGCUCCUACUCCUCUUAAGUUCUAUAGAUGUGGUGAGUUGGGUCAUCGUGUCAGUGAAUGCAAGAGUGAUAUGAAGAAAUGUUACAAGUGUGGGAAGUCAGGACACCUGGUUGAUGAUUGCAAAGAGAACAUGGUGACUUUCUACAACUAUGGUGAACCAGGGCAUAUCAGCACUCAUUGCUCGAAGCCUAAGCAAGCAUCAAUUAGAGGCAAAAUGUUCGUACCGAAGGGAACUCAAACUUCUAGAGAUGAUAGAUUGAUCAGAGGUAUAUGUUAUAUUAAUAAUACACAUUUGAUUGAUAUUAUUGAUACUGCUUCUACUCAUUCUUUUAUUGCUGCUGACUGUGUGAAAAGGCUAGGCCUUGUUGUGUCUUCUAUGAGUGGAUAA